Wallemia ichthyophaga EXF-994 is the source of this 1605-nucleotide messenger RNA. RefSeq names its product RNA polymerase II subunit A C-terminal domain phosphatase. The record is from RefSeq and is a predicted model, not a curated record. The coding region runs from base 1 to 1605 and encodes 534 amino acids. Gene Ontology annotation, cellular component: nucleus. NCBI's taxonomy places the organism in Eukaryota, Fungi, Basidiomycota, Wallemiomycetes, Wallemiales, Wallemiaceae. Gene Ontology annotation, molecular function: RNA polymerase II CTD heptapeptide repeat phosphatase activity. The transcript has a single exon.
AUGUCUGAUCCAUGUACACAUCCUGUACAAUUAGCUGGUUUAUGUGCUGUCUGUGGUAUAGAUAUUACUUCCACUGUAAACAACUCUCUUCACAUCUCCCACUCCACCGCAAAUCUCACCGUCACCUACGACGAAGCUAAACGGAUUUCCACACGCUCAAAGCAUUCCCUAUUAAAAUCAUCCAAGCUCAGCUUAAUCGUCGAUCUCGAUCAGACUGUAAUUCACGCCACUGUUGACCCAACUGUUCAAUCCUGGUUGGAUGAUCCUUCCUUGGUCUAUCCUGGUGCCUUAGACGACAUUCACAAGUUCAAAUUAGAUGACUUCACUCCUCUCAAUCAAAGCUGCUCCUACUUUGUCAAAUUCAGACCCGGUUUGAUCGAUUUCCUACAUGAACUCAACCACCUAUACGAACUACACGUCUACACUAUGGGAACCAAGUCUUACGCUGCUGCAGUAUGUCAACUUAUUGACCCCACCGGCUCCUUAUUCUCUGAACGUAUCCUCACCCGCGAUGACUCUGGUAGCUUCACCUCUAAAUCCCUCCUCCGCCUCUUCCCCACCGACACUUCCAUGUGUGUCAUUAUCGAUGACCGCGCUGAUGUCUGGUCUGAUUCUCCAAACCUUGUCAAAUGCAACCCUUUUGAAUUCUUCGUUGGUAUAGGUGAUAUAAACGCCGGUGAGGAGGAGGUUCACUUUGAUGAAGAGGUUGGCGAGAAGGGGGGUGAGGAUAGUGACCAUCGUGAUCACCACAACCUCUCUCUCUCCCAACAAGCCAAUCAACGUCCACUCGCCCAGCGACAAAGGGAGCAUCGUCAACUCCUCUCUCGCACUCCCGACGCUGAACUCCCUCGUCUUUUACGCAUUCUCCGCCAAAUCCAUUCUACAUACUACACAUACCGUAACGCGGGCGAUGAUCCAGACGUCGCCGAGAUAAUCCCCCACAUGCAACGUCUAGUGCUACGCGGAGUGCAUUUGUUAUUCAGCGCAGUCGUCCCACUCGGUGCACACAUCGAACACAGCCCUCUGUACCACCUCGCCGUGCGAUAUGGCGCACAAGUACACACUACCUACUCCUCCGCCAUCACACACGUCGUCGCUGCUAAAAAGGGUACUGCUAAAGUAGACGAAGCGAGACGGGAGGAUGUCGCUCAUGUCGUUACCCCUCAGUGGCUCAUCGAUUCGUGUAAUUUGUGGGAAUGUCGUAAAGAGGAUUCUUACUAUCUCGAUUCACACUCUCGACCUAAAUGGCCAAAACAGGUGCAAAGUUUCAAUGAUAAACCUACUACCGAUCAUGUCGAUUGGGAUACCGCCGAUCAGGAGCUCGAAGAUUUCCUUAAUGAGGACAGCGCCGAGGAAGAGAAAGGAGAGGAGGUUAAAGAGAACACUAAGAAAAGAUCUCGCAAGAGUUCUACACCUCCAAGCAUAGAUGAGCAGGAUUUGCACAGUCACACUAACAACCAAUCCAACUCGGAUACUCCCAAGCGACAUAGAACCGACAACACCUCCGACGACCUUGACUCCCUCGAUAAAGACACCCCCAGUGAUAACCACAGUGACAGCUUUGACGACUUUGAUUUCGCUAAUCAACUAGAUGGCGUCAUCUGA